Molossus molossus (Pallas's mastiff bat) is the source of this 1159-nucleotide messenger RNA. RefSeq names its product G protein-coupled receptor 171 (gene GPR171). Gene Ontology annotation, cellular component: membrane. The record is from RefSeq and is a predicted model, not a curated record. The transcript has 2 exons. Gene Ontology annotation, molecular function: G protein-coupled purinergic nucleotide receptor activity. The coding region runs from base 133 to 1092 and encodes 319 amino acids. Lineage: Eukaryota; Metazoa; Chordata; Mammalia; Chiroptera; Molossidae. Gene Ontology annotation, biological process: G protein-coupled receptor signaling pathway.
ACCGGGCUGCGGGGGGCGGCCAGAGGAACAGGCGGCUCUGAAGACGGAGAGGCCCCGGGGCUCGGAGAACGGCGCCCCAGCUGCUCUGAAAAGCUCUUUCCUUGGGCAGAGUGGUCCCUCCCGCCCCCCGAGAUGACGAACAGCUCCGUCUUCUGUCCCGUUUACACAAGCCUGGAGCCCUUCACGUACUUCUUCUAUCUGGUUUUCCUCGUUGGAAUCAUCGGAAGCUGUUUUGCAACCUGGGCCUUCGUGCAGAACCACACCCAGCACAGGUGUGUGAGCAUCUACCUGAUCAACCUGCUGACGGCCGACUUCCUGCUGACGCUGGCGCUGCCGGUGAAGAUCGCCGUGGACCUGGGGGUGGCGCCCUGGAAGCUGAAGAUGUUCCACUGCCAAGUGACCGCCUGCUUCAUCUACAUCAACAUGUACCUGUCCAUCAUCUUCCUGGCCUUCGUCAGCAUCGACCGCUGCCUGCAGCUCACGCGCAGCUGCAAGGUGUACCGGAUCCAGGAACCCGGGUUCGGCAAGAUGAUCUCGGCCGUCGUGUGGGUCAUGGUCCUUCUCAUCAUGGUCCCGAACAUGGUGAUUCCCAUCAGGGACGUCAAGGAGAAGCCGAACGUGGGGUGCAUGGAGUUCAAGAACGAGUUCGGGAGAAACUGGCACCUGCUGACCAACUUCAUAAGCGUGGCUAUAUUUCUGAACUUCUCCGUCAUCAUCUUAAUCUCCAACUGCCUCGUGAUCCGGCAGCUCCGCAGGAACAGAGAUAGUGACGCGUACCCGAACGUGAAAAGGGCUCUCGUCAACGUCCUCCUGGUGACGACUGCCUACGUGGUCUGCUUCGUCCCCUACCACAUGGUCCGGAUCCCGUACACGCUCAGCCAGACGGAAGUCAUCUCCGACUGCCCCACGCGGGUUUCGCUCUUCAAGGCCAAAGAGGCCACGCUGCUCCUGGCCGUGUCCAACCUGUGCUUUGACCCGAUCCUGUACUACCACCUGUCAAAGGCGUUCCGCGGGAAGGUCACCGCCACGUUUGCGUCACACAAGGAGAGCAGGGCUCAGAGAGAAAAACCGAGCUGUGGAACCAACGCAUAAACCGGGGGAUGGGGCUGUGACCUCCCUCUGCCACCUCUCCCCGCCGGGCACUCGGGACAGACAGCUG